This is a messenger RNA of Bacillus rossius redtenbacheri, 1723 nucleotides long. RefSeq names its product angiogenic factor with G patch and FHA domains 1. NCBI's taxonomy places the organism in Eukaryota, Metazoa, Arthropoda, Insecta, Phasmatodea, Bacillidae. The record is from RefSeq and is a predicted model, not a curated record. The transcript is spliced from 5 exons. The coding region runs from base 110 to 1234 and encodes 374 amino acids.
CAAAUUUUUUUUUUUUUUAUCAAACUGACUUUUUAUAUUUUGACAGUUGGUGCUCCUUAAUACCAUAUGUACGAACUGUUUGAGUUUGUUUGAGUUUGUAAACAAUCUAAUGGAGUGCGAGAGCAAUGAGCAUGAUUUGAAUGAUAAAAUUGAUUACAUUGAUGAUGACAUAACUGUUUGUUCUCAGUGUAAAUUUUGUAAAAAUGAAAACUUUGUGGAAGAUGAUCUUAUAUCAGGAACAAUUCCAAUUACUUUUCAUGCCGAACUACAAGCACAUCCUAAACUGUUUCUUUUCAUUAAACGUCUUCAAUGCUGUAUUCGUAAGCAGAGACAUUCUUUAAAAAAAAUAUAUGGACACGUGCCAUCAGAGGCAAUUGUCCCAGACUUCCAUGAUGCAGCCACUCAGACGGAAGACUUUCCCAAUAGUCAAAUCGAUGCAUCCACCCAGAGUGAUGUGUGUGAACCCGUCGAUACAGGCGGUGAAGCACUCCAGAGUCAAGUUGUGCCAAACGCAGAAAGCACAGCCCCAGCCGAAAAUUUCUCCUGGACUUCGUCGUGCAUUGAUGUUGGUAAAAUUGCCCAUACAAAUUUGGCUGAUGAGGUGAAACAAGCCGCGGAGAGUGCAAUGCAACAAACUGGCUUCGUGUAUGAGGCUACAUCUGGAAUGUAUUAUGAUUACAGUACGGGAUAUUAUUACGAUGCUGAACGUGGGCUGUACUACAAUGGAGAUAGUGGAACUUACUAUAGUUUUGACAGCAGCACGAAUGAAUUCAAAUUUCAUUCUCAAGCUGCAGCAACUUAUCCCCUGAGUCAAGUUAGUGCUCUCACUAGCCCACAGGAGAUUCCUCUUAAAACCAAGAGAGUGAAACAGAAGGAAAAUACAAAGGAAAAGAAACGGCUAAAGGUAAUGGCUGAAAAUAGCGGAGAUGGCGAACCUAGAGAAGACAUGGAUGUUUCUUUGGAAGAAGGGGAAUGCUCAGAGAGCAGUGCGAGCAGUAGCUGCUCCGACAAUGACGAUGACGCCCCAUCAGACAAAGAUGACAUGCUCGCCCAAGACGAUGAGUUGGCAGCAGCGUGGCCUCCGUGUAUUCGAAUCAUCGUGACGGAGACGGGGCUGGAGAAACUGAAAGUGGGCACUUUGUUCAUCGUCACGUACACCGGCGGAACACUGGGGCGGGAAGGCGAUCAUGCUGUGUUGAUACCUGACAUCAACAUCAGCAAGGUGACUUCUUAGAAAAGAUAGAAUAUUGGUUUCUUGAGGUUGAAUUAUUAUGAGUGUAAUUAAUGUAAGAAUGAGAAAAGUGUACAGAAACUUGAAUAUGACAAGUUGCAUUUUUUUAAUUUUAUUUUUUAGCUAAAUUAUGUCCGUACAAUCUUGAAGUUUGCAGUUGAAUUGUGUUUAGUUGCAGAGUGGCUGAUGACAGUUAAAAAAUUAAGGUUUGUUUCACAGUAAUUCAUCUUAAAAUCAAAGUAUGAGAAAUAGUUAUAAAGCUCCUUAAAAAUCUAAACUUGUCAGCUGGGACCUCUACUCUCUAAUGAAUGCAUAGAAGACCUAGUGAUUUUGUCUACUGGCAUGUCUAGAAAACUGUCAAUUUACAAUUUGACUAAAUUUUAACAGAACAAAGAAUACAGGGAUCGUGUAGAUAGUCAUUAAGUAUUUUUGAACUCUCAAUGAAAACUAUUCAGGAUCAAAGGUAUAAAAUUAGAAGAAAAAAAACAUUAU